GUCUCUCUUCUUUUAACCGUAAGAUGGCGUUGUACAACGCAAUGUACAAAUGUCGAUUAAAUAUUUCGCUUUUCUCUCUCGUUUUCAAAUGACUCGAUCGGAAUAGAGAGAGAGAGAGAGAGAGGAAAGAAAGGCAGGCUGAGAGAGAGACAGAGAGAGAGAUAAUCGGAGUUUUUCCUGAAGUAAAUAUCAACGAGAUAAGAAGUAACACACAUGAAAAUAUCUCUCUCUAUGUGUCUAUUAGAUUUCGUGGAUUGUGGUAGAAGAGACAUAAUUUCUGUUCCAUGAAAGACUGUGCAGAACUCAUUGAUAAAACUUAGGUCAAGUGGCCGCAGUUUUAUUCUCCAUAAAUACUGGAUUAAUUUUUUAUUAUAUAUUGAUUGCUCAGUCUUUUAAUAUCCGAAUCGUCGAUUUUUCGAGGAAAGGUGACUAACAAGCACAAACAUGGGUCAAGCAGUCAGCAGACAAGAGAAAUUUUGGGAAGCAUGUGGUUACGGUCGUAUUUCAGAAGUAAGGAAAUUCUUGGAGGAAGGGUCUGUCGAUGUAAACUGGGUGUCAUAUACGCAUGACUGCUGUCCUAUCCAUGUGGCGUCUCAAGGGAAAAUGGAAAUUGUGAAGAUGUUAUUGGAAGCCGGUAGCAAAGUUAAUGUAAAAGACAAUCGUGGCAAUCUUCCGUUACAUCAUGCUGCCAUGAAAGGUCACACUGCAAUUAUCGAUAUUUUGAUGGAAAAUGGUUCAGAAAUAAACGUCCAAGAUAAGAAUGGUUGGAGUCCUCUUCACUGCGCUGCGUAUUGGUGCCAUCUCGAAGCAGCCGAAGCUUUGAUUGCCCACGGAGCUGAUAUCUCGCUUCUCAAUAAGGAUGAAAGGUCUGCUUUACAUGAGACUUGUCGGAGUCCUGAAGAUGAUGAAAGUAAGCUUGGCAAAAUAGCCAACCUCUUUAUCGCAAAAGGCUCUGAUGUUAAUGCGAAGAGCAGCGAUGAAGGGGAGGUAAGCAAAUUGGCUGAUUUUACUCCUUUGAUGUUUGCUGCUUACCAUGGACACCCAUGUGUUGCUCAAGCCUUGAUUAAUGCCGACUGCGAGAUCCAAGCCUAUGGGACAAAUGGUUGGACUGCUUUACACUGGGCAACUGAUCGAGACCAAAAGGAAGUUGUAUAUUUGUUGUUAGAAGCUGGAUGUGAUCCUACUGUUAAAGGAGAAAGAGGAGAGCUGGCUAGUGAACGUACUAAAGACAAAGAACUGAAAAGUGCUCUUCGGAAUGCAGAAAAAAUGUUUAAAGAACUGAGUAUUUUAGAUGAAGCUGAUAAAGCAUUGAAAAAAAACCAAAAUGCUAACGGAUCUGCUGCAGUUCCGAUUGGAAACUCUCACCAAACAGGUGCAAUGAUCUCACCUACUGAAUCUGAUAAAGUUUUACUCUCUGUGAGUUCCGUUAGCUCCAGAUCUGCUCCGUUGGUCGAGGAAGAACCGACUGGAGUAAGUGAUAAUGAAGACGACGACUACAUAAACUGUUCAAAAAAAGAAGAAAUUUUCAACAACUGUCAAAUUAACGACAUCAAACAUGAUGAUUAUGAAAAAAACAGUGAAAGCAAUGCAACCGACUUAAUGAGCGACAAACUGUCCUUGAAUGAAGGUGAAAUAAGAUAAAAAUAAAAAAUACAAAUGACAAAAAAUAAAAUUAUUUAAAAAAAAAAUAAAGCUGUGCAAUGGAACCUUCUCACAACACUAAGUUAUAAUAUACACAACAAAAGUGUGUAUAUAGAUAUAAAUUUGCCACUUUCUUAACAAUAGUGAGUGGUAAUGUUUUUAAAUUCAAACAUUUUAUCUUUUGAAGCAUGGCAUGGCUUUCUGAGCUGUUAACCACAGAAUUUCUUUUUUUUUUGUAACACAUGAUGUUGACAGUUUGAAAAUUCAUUCCAUCAGUGUUAAUAAAAUGAUUAAUCAUCUAACAUUAAUUUAAGGCAUAUGUCAGUUAUUUUUCUCUUUGGAAAGG
Messenger RNA from Octopus sinensis (East Asian common octopus), 1987 nucleotides. Its product is annotated as ankyrin-3. Lineage: Eukaryota; Metazoa; Mollusca; Cephalopoda; Octopoda; Octopodidae. The transcript has 9 exons. The record is from RefSeq and is a predicted model, not a curated record. The coding region runs from base 445 to 1641 and encodes 398 amino acids. Gene Ontology annotation, molecular function: protein binding.